Molecule: messenger RNA, 4054 nt
Organism: Spea bombifrons (plains spadefoot toad)
Lineage: Eukaryota; Metazoa; Chordata; Amphibia; Anura; Pelobatidae
Gene: CRB1
Product: crumbs cell polarity complex component 1
Exons: 12
Coding region: 1-3975 (1324 amino acids)
Biological process (GO): axon guidance
Molecular function (GO): calcium ion binding
Source: RefSeq, a predicted model, not a curated record
AUGACGUUUAAACUUGCUCAUGCUUUAAAGGACAGUUUAAUGUUGCAGGGAGAAUCUCUUUGUGGUGGGAACACCACCUACUGCCAUUUGCUUCCUUGCAAUGAGGACUUGCCUUGCACACCUGAAGGGGGCUGUGGAGACACCGUGAAUUCUUGCGACUCCAAUCCAUGCCCAUGGAAUGCUACGUGCCAGGUCUCUGUCCUUACCCAAACAUAUGAGUGCCAAUGCCCAGCUGGAUAUGAAGGGACACACUGCGAAAUCCCUAUGAAGAGAUGCUAUAGGAACAUUUGCAAAUAUGGUGGGGAGUGUUAUGUUGGUGAAGGAGGACCAACAUGCUUUUGUACUAUGGGAUACAAAGGGACAUUGUGUGAGACACCUGAAGAUGAGUGUUUGUGGAAUCCUUGUAAAAAUGGGGCAGUAUGCAGAAACAGAGGCAAGGGAUAUGCAUGCUAUUGUGUGCCUGGAUUCCAGGGACCACUGUGUGACAUUGAAGUGGAUGAAUGUGCCUCGCAGCCAUGCCAAAAUGGAGCCACGUGCCUGAACCAAAUUGGGAGCUACACCUGUGUGUGCCAUCCAAAGUAUACAGGAAGAGACUGUGAGUUGGAGUUUAAUGAAUGUUCAUCUGGCCCAUGUCUGAAUGGAGGCUCAUGUCACAACUCUCAGAGCUCUUUUUCGUGCUCAUGUCCUUCUGGUUUCUCUGGAGAUUUAUGUGAACACAAUGUAGAUGAGUGUAACAGUUCUCCUUGCCUUAAUGGUGGACAGUGUUUGGAUAAAAACAAUGGAUAUACAUGUAACUGUAGCAUGGUGGGGUUUAUUGGUUUGCACUGUGAGACCCCUCUACCACAGAAUACUGCCACGUGCCUAGAGGGCUCUGGGAAUAUCACAUGUCUCUGCGGGCCAGGUGUCCACUGUGAAGAAGACAUCAACGAGUGUGAAACAAAUCCUUGUCAAAAUGGAGGCACCUGUGAGAAUACCAAUGGCAGCUAUAUCUGUCAUUGUGCAGCCAACAAGGACAUGACAGGGCAGUACUAUGGAGGAAGAGACUGUCAGGAGCUGCUUAUUGGCUGUGAAGGGAGCACAUGUCAUAAUGGCGGGUCAUGCAACCCAUAUUUAAUAGAUGGAAAACACUUGUACAGCUGUCUGUGUCCAGCAGGUUUCACUGAUCCAGACUGUCGGACCCAGACUACAUUCUCCUUCAAUGGCAAAACUGUUCUUCCACUUGGAAAUCUAAUUUUUCAAAACAAAGACAGUCCUAUUUCGAAUAUAUCUCUGAGCUUUCAAACUGUUCAGAUCUCAGCUUUGAUAUUCCACCUGGGAGAUAACACUACAUUCCUAAGACUUUUUAUACAGGAUGGUGAUAUGUUCUUAUUUUCAUAUGUCAAUGGUCAUCAGAAGACAUUCCUUCAUUUGUCACAUAACAUCAGUGAUGAUCGAUGGCAUGCAGUGGAAGUAAUAUUUACAGAUAUUAUAACCCUUAGAUUACUAGACACUGCUUGUACUAUAAGAUGUGCUCAGAGCGUCGCCAACAAUAUAACGAGUCAUUUAACCAGCUUUACAUUGGAUAAUCUGUUCUUUGGAGGAGAUACACCAGCAGCUCCUGGGGUGUAUAGCUAUUUCAGUAAUACAGUGUUACAUCAGGCUGGAUUUGUUGGCUGCAUGCGGGAUAUUAGGGUGGAUUCCAGGACAGUUACAGCUGAAGGUCCAAUGCUGGACAGUAUUGAAGUUGGAUGCAAGAGACAGGAUCAUUGUGAGUAUUCUCCAUGUCAAAACAGGGGCCAGUGUGUUAACCUAUGGCUCGGCUACCACUGUGAUUGCUACAGGCCUUACAGAGGGAAUAACUGCUCAUCAGAGUAUGAAUCUGGAAGAUUUGGCCAUGGAGAUAUGGCCUCAUAUGCUAUUUUUCACCUGGGCAAUAAACAGACGGAUGACAUCGACUUAUCUGCAUUUGUGAGAACACUGCAGCCUUCAGGAUUAUUGUUCGCUUUGGGAAACGCUACUUCAUAUGGAAUUGUAGUCUCACUUCAAGGUGGUAAAUUAGUAGUGAGGAACUCCAAUGACAUUGUGUUGAAAUGCGAACACAUCAUCAAUGAUGGCCAAUUCCACCUCAUUUCUUUAAAAGUGACUCAGAACACCAUGGAAUGUCUUGUGUCUUCAAGGUCUUUGGUUCGGAUUUCAAUUGCUGCAACACGGGUUAAUGCUUUAAGUGUGCUUUAUGUGGGAGGCCUAGAAGAUGCCACUGAAACCUUAAAAAGAGAAGGGUACUUUAAGGGCUGUAUUCAAGACCUGAGGAUAGGCAGCAGAAAACUGGAGUUCUUCCCAGAUUCUCAAUCUUACAUUGUAAAUCAAAUCCUGCACAAUGUGACACAGGGAUGCAGUAGUGACAACCUCUGUAAGUCCAACCCCUGCCAGAAUGGAGGUGCUUGUUACCCAGUCUGGGAUGAUUUUACCUGCACCUGCCCCCCGAAUACUACAGGGAAGGCAUGUGAGGAGCUGAAGUGGUGUGAGAUCAUCCAAUGCCCUCCUAAAGCUGUGUGCCAGCCUGUGCCUAAUGGAUUUGAAUGUAUCACCAGUGUGGUUUUUAGAGGCACAGGGCAUGGAAUCCGCUAUAUGAGUAAUGGGAAUAUUUCGAGGGAUCUCACCAACCUGACAUUGGGAUUCCGCACUGGAUGUUCUGAAUCAGUGCUGCUACAUGCUGAGAGGGAACCAGAAACCAUCAUGCUUGCUGUUCGAGAUUCUCGGCUGGUCUUAAACUUGCAAAGUGGCAACAGCUUGUAUGCUGUGACUCUAGCUGGAAAAGAGAAAGUGAGCGACAGUCAAUGGCAUAAUGUCACCAUAUCCAUGACAUCGCCAGGAUCCCAGUCUUCUAGAUGGCAGAUGGAAAUAGAUGGAAAGACAGAUGAAAUUAGUAAUGUUGCCACCGGGAAUUUGAACUUCCUCAAAGAACGUAUAGAUAUUUAUUUGGGGGCACACAACCAAGGCAAGCUUCAAGAUUUUACAGGUUGCCUUGGAACUGUGGUGAUUGGAGGAUUACAUCUACCAUACUUUGGAGAAAACGAUUACCAAUUAAAGAAACCUCAAAUAGAGCAGUUUGUUAAGACUUCACCAGGAAGUGUCAGUAUUGGUUGCUUGUCUUUAAAUCCAUGUGCUUCCCAUCCUUGUUUAAAUGGGGGCAACUGCCAGGAUUUUUUAACCCACCCAGUUUGUACUUGUCCAGCUGGUAGGACAGGAAAAUUCUGCGAAAUGGAAAUUGAUGAGUGCCUUUCCAACCCAUGCUUACAUGGCAACUGCACUGAUGGAGCUGGGGGCUACACGUGUGAGUGCCAGACUGGUUAUACUGGAACUAACUGUGACAUCAACAUCUGCCAUGGUCACAUGUGUCCUAGCGGUACUACCUGCGUAGAGGGGCCACUAGGAUUCUUCUGCCUUUGUCCAGCUAAUGUCACUGGUCCGUACUGCAGUUUGUUCUCACCCUCUGAAGCAUCCCCUCUCAGCUUGGUAAGAAUAUAUAACAGGCUGCCAUCCACAUUCUGUGGUAAUGAGAAGAAAAACAUUACCUGUUAUAACUUCAGUAACUGCACAGAGGAAAACGGAGCAUUGAGGUGCAUCUGCCUCGCAGGGUUUGUUGGACAAAGGUGCGAGGUGGACAUUGAUGAGUGCGAAUCUGAUCCAUGCAUGAAUGGAGGAUUGUGCCAAAACCUCCCCAAUCGCUUUCUGUGCAUCUGUGAUGUGAACUAUGCUGGGGAACAGUGUGAAAUUGACCAAUCCAAUUCCUUGCAACCUGGGGUUUUUACCAUUGUGGCCUCUGUGGUCCUGGCACUGUUCUUUGCCACAUGUGCUGGAAUUUGCAUCUUUAUUGCAGUGGCCAGUAUGAGGUCAAGCCAAGGAACUUACAGCCCAAGCAGGCAGGAGAAGGAAGGGUCCCGCGUGGAGAUGUGGAAUAUUGUUCAGCCGCCUCCUCUGGAGAGACUGAUAUGAAAGCCUCCAAACUAUUUGUGCUUCUGAACUGUCACUGUCCAUAUUGCUUUUAAGACACUGAAUGAGUUAAAGAAAAUAU